CCAGCUAUUUCUACGUCUGCAGUCGUCAACCGCCAGCACCCCACGUAUCAUAAGGAAGCCACCGCCACCACCUACUCCGUGCCAUUUGAAGAAGGAAGAGAAGCAAUCGCCAUUUUGGUCCUUCUGCGCCAGCAGACCCCGAACCAGCAGCAAAUGGAUCACGAUGAGGCACCUCAGCCAGCACCGCGAACGUUCCUAAAGUCGCAGAUUGGAACCACCCACAGCAUACGUUCGGCGAAUCAUCCCACGGAGGAUUAUAAGCGGUGCCGAUUGUGCGCCGGUCAUCAUGCGCUCCGAGUAUGUCCAGCGUUCUUAGGCGUACAGCCACAGCAGCGCUUCUUACUGGCAAGGGCGCACAAGUACUGCACGAACUGCCUGACGCUUUCGCAUCCGACCGCCCAGUGCACGUCCACUACCACCUGCCGCACUUGCUCUCUACAGCAUCAUACACUACUGCACCGGAAUGGUAUACCGGCAGCCCGCCGCACGAGGGCGAACUCCGCAGUGCAGCCCCCCAAACGCCUCGACCAGACAAACAAAAACGCUCCCCAACGUGGGGGAUCAGGGCGUACAUCACCGCCCUACAACCACACCCGACACCAUCCCACCAGAGGGAACCGUAAAGUGCGCUUCACGAGGAAGGGAUUCCAAACUGCUGGCUAUCGUAGCAAGGCUACCAAAAUUUUGGUUCACGAGGCAAUGAGGGCUCUACGGGAGCUGAAGGAUGCACUAGCCGCCUAACGCGGCCAGGGCCGGGAGGAUGGCUACGCGAGCACUGCAACACUUAUAUUUAAUUAACACAAUUUGUAGCUAGCUUACUAGUGUGCAUUUCAUUUUGAAUUUUGUAUCUCUUGAAUUUUGUAUAUUUUGAAUUUGUACUUUGAACUAGCUCUGGUGUGCACCCUUUGUAAGCUUAUCUUAGGAGUGGUUGGCAACGCAUGCCCAACUCGCUCGCUACCAAAUCGCU
Messenger RNA from Rhagoletis pomonella (apple maggot), 967 nucleotides. RefSeq lists its product as uncharacterized. The record is from RefSeq and is a predicted model, not a curated record. The transcript is spliced from 2 exons. Bases 154 to 741 code for a protein of 195 amino acids. Lineage: Eukaryota; Metazoa; Arthropoda; Insecta; Diptera; Tephritidae.